AUGUCUUUGGAGCCCUACUCAGAAAUUAUUCUAGAAUUGGCUAAACAAGGCCUGUCAUCGUCAGAAAUCUCUGCGCGCCUUUCAGUGGAAAGUGGGGGCGGAAGAGGAUUUUCAGCCCGGAAUGUGCGAAAGUACUGUGCUGACAACUGCGUAAACUUGAGGGGGUUGCCCGACGAACAUCUGGAGUUGGAGGUGGCAAAAGCCAUAGCCGAGACAGGACCAACAUUUGGCAGAAGGAUGAUGAAGGGGUACCUCGCCGUGAAAGGGGUACAUGCUGCAGAGACACGUAUAGGAUCAGUGCUUAGAACUAUUCACCGACCUUACAAUGAAGCAAGACGCCAGGGUGCUCGCAACCUCAACCCCAUACCAUACCAAGCAGACUACAUGGGACAGAAGAUUCAUCUGGACCAGAAUGAAAAGUUGCAAAUGUUUGGGGUUACACAUGUUGUAGCCAUUGACGGCUAUAGCAAAAAGAUUGUUGGUCACUCCACCAUGGCCAUAAAAAAUAACCUUACCAUCUAUGAAGAUGUUUUCAGGCCUGCAAUACUAGCUAAUGGGAUGUGGGACCAGGUUCGCGUGGACCACGGGAAGGAGUUUUAUUUGACGCUCUUCAUUCAGGAGCUGCUGUCACCUCAACGCUACACUCAAGAGAGAAGACCUUACUUGCAAACUCCAUCCACAAGGGUACAGUUCAGUAUAUUCUAUAGUUGCUUCACCAACACACACUGUGGCUAUCCCUGUUGA
Molecule: messenger RNA, 744 nt
Organism: Sardina pilchardus (European sardine)
Lineage: Eukaryota; Metazoa; Chordata; Actinopteri; Clupeiformes; Clupeidae
Exons: 4
Coding region: 1-744 (247 amino acids)
Molecular function (GO): nucleic acid binding
Source: RefSeq, a predicted model, not a curated record